Messenger RNA from Trifolium pratense (red clover), 657 nucleotides. RefSeq names its product glutathione S-transferase U25-like. Gene Ontology annotation, biological process: glutathione metabolic process. Gene Ontology annotation, molecular function: glutathione transferase activity. Gene Ontology annotation, cellular component: cytoplasm. The transcript is spliced from 2 exons. The coding region runs from base 1 to 657 and encodes 218 amino acids. Lineage: Eukaryota; Viridiplantae; Streptophyta; Magnoliopsida; Fabales; Fabaceae. The record is from RefSeq and is a predicted model, not a curated record.
AUGGAGGAUGAGGUAGUAUUGUUGGGUUUUCAUCUGAGUAUGUUUGAGAUAAGAGUUAGGAUUGCAUUGGCAGAGAAAGGUGUCAAGUAUGAGUACAAGGAAGAGGAUCUUGUCAACACCAAGAGUCCACUGCUUCUGCAAAUGAAUCCAGUUCACAAGAAAAUCCCAGUCCUGAUUCAUAAUGGGAAGCCCAUUUGUGAAUCCCUCAUUAUUGUUGAGUACAUUGAUGAGGUCUGGAAGGAUCAAGCUCCAUUGUUGCCCACUGAUCCUUAUCAGAGAGCUCAAGCCAGAUUCUGGGCUGAUUUUUUUGAUAACAAAGUACAUGAAGUUGCAAAGAAGAUAUGGACUGGAAAGGUGGAUGAACAUGAGAAAGAAAAGAAAGAGUUAGUAGAGAAUUUGAAGACAUUGGAGGAGGUUCUUGGGGACAAGCCAUAUUUUGGGGGUGACACAUUUGGGUUUCUUGACAUUGCUUUCAUUCCUUUUUAUAAGUGGUUUUCUACUUAUGAGGCAGUUGGCAAAAUGAACUUAGACUGCCCAAAACUCAUUGCAUGGGGAAAGAGAUGUUUGGAGAGACAAAGUGUGUCCAAAUUCGUCUCUGACGAAAAGGAUGUCUAUGAGUUUGUUAUGAUGUACAGGAAGAAAAUUGGAGUAGACUAA